UAUGUUAUUUUCUGUCAGUGCCCUAGUAGACGAAGAUAUCGAUCGUUAAAUAUAUAUUUCCUUUAAAUUUCUGGCCUGUUUAAGUAUAUAAAAUGCCGUACGCUAACCAGCCAUCAGUACAAAUAAGUGAUUUAACGGAGGAAAAUGUGAAAUUUUUUAUCGAAGAUACUGAUUUAAGUGUUGCGAACAGUUUAAGAAGAGUGUUCAUUGCUGAAGUUCCAACUUUAGCCAUUGAUUGGGUGCAGCUAGAAGCUAAUUCAACUGUUUUACAUGAUGAAUUUAUUGCUCACAGGUUGGGUCUGAUACCUUUGACUAGUGACGAUGUAGUUGACAAAAUGCAGUACUCACGAGAUUGUACUUGCAUUGAUUUCUGUCCUGAUUGUUCCAUAGAGUUUACAUUAGAUGUAAAAUGUACAGAAGAGCAAACAAGACAUGUGACCACUGCAGAUCUAAAAUCUAGUGAUCCAAAAGUUGUUCCAGUGACUUCAAGACACAGAGAUGGAAAUAUGAGUGAAUAUGGUGAAAAUGAUGACAUUCUUAUCGUUAAGUUGAGAAAAGGACAAGAAGUUAAAGUCCGUGCAUAUGCUAAAAAGGGAUUUGCUAAAGAGCAUGCGAAGUGGAAUCCAACUUGUGGUGUUGCUUUUGAGUAUGACCCAGACAAUGCAUUUCGACACACAACAUAUCCUAGGCCAGAAGAAUGGCCUAAAAGUGAAUAUUCUACUAUUGAUGAAGAUAAAGCGGAAGCUGAGUACAUUCCAGAUGGCAAACCGAAUAAAUUCUACUAUAAUGUUGAAUCUUGUGGAGCUCUUAGACCUGAAACUAUUGUGUUUACUGGCCUCAGUGUUUUGAAAAAGAAAUUAAGUGAUUUGCAAACUCAACUUAGCCAUGAGAUGCAGACGGAUGCAUUAUCAAUUUAAAAGUUUAAAGAUUGCUUCUGCAAAUUUUAAAGGCCCAAGAUUAUUGGUGAAGAACCAAGAUAAAAAUCAUUGUAAAUUACAUUUUGAGAAAAUAGGUUACAUGAAGAAUCAGCGACCAUAUUUAUGUGUAAUAAUAUUCUGCUGUAUAUUUACUAGAAAAUGGCAGAAUAAUAUGUUAAUUGUGUUGUUUUUUUCUGUACAAAAUGCUAUUUUUUAAGUGAA
Molecule: messenger RNA, 1139 nt
Organism: Uloborus diversus
Lineage: Eukaryota; Metazoa; Arthropoda; Arachnida; Araneae; Uloboridae
Gene: RpII33
Product: DNA-directed RNA polymerase II subunit RPB3-like
Exons: 8
Coding region: 93-917 (274 amino acids)
Biological process (GO): DNA-templated transcription
Cellular component (GO): RNA polymerase II, core complex
Molecular function (GO): DNA-directed RNA polymerase activity; protein dimerization activity; DNA binding
Source: RefSeq, a predicted model, not a curated record